UUAGUUUCUCUUUCCUUCAAAUAAGGUUUUUAUUUGUCUCAAUGGAACAGGGCACUAUAAAAUAGUAACUGGUAAAUAAACUUCCUUUUUUUUAACUUCCCCUUUGUUCCCCACAAAAACAAAAAACUUCUCAUUUAUUCUCUUUGCUUUCUCUUUCUUAUUUCUCUAUUGAGUAUUGUACAACGUCUUUCCCUUCUCCUUUUCUCCUGUACGGAAAAAUUUUGAUUCCAAUUUACUUGGUAAAAGUGAUUUCUUCAUUUCAUUGGACAAUAAAUUUUAGAACAUAAUUUCCAUUUUCUUCAAAAUUCCAGUUCGUUUUACAAAAAUUAUAUUCGUUUUUUUUUUGUAGCAUAUUCCUUUCUUUCAAGAAAUAAACUUAUUCAUUUAUUUCCCACCUUUUCUACUUCAAAACAAGAAAAUAUGUAUAUAUAACACCUAUAAAGAGCUAAGAACCAACAUAUUAAGCGUAUGCAAGGCACACUAUGGUAUUUAAUCAUGGUAAAAUUCUCUCGAUUUAUUUAUAACGAGAACCCAAUGCACGAGUUGAGAUUGUUCCAAUUCUUUAAUUAUAUGACAAACUAACACAUGUAAUUUAAGUGUAUAUUCUCGCGGGUUCCUAGAAAGGGAAUUUGUCAUAUUACAAUAGGCGAAUGAGAUGUAAAAGUGGAAUGAUGGUUUCUUAUGUUUUACCACAUAGAUUUGCACCGGGUUAUUGGCAAAUAUCAUUGUUUAGAAUCUUCUGCCGAACUAUCAUGUUAAAAUAUGAAAAUUGUAUUAAGGGAAAUGUCUAAUCCGAAAAAAUCGACUAAGAGACGUCGCUUAUGAUGGAGAAAUUAUGGACUUUCGAGUUAUUUUAAAUACUAAUAAUUGAUUCGGUACAGGAUGCUUACGAGGGAUACCAUAAGCAAAUGUUGAAAUUAAUGUACAAAAUAAAUCAUAAAAGUUGAUUAUUGCACAUAAUAAUUUCUUCAAAUAUUGAUGACAUACAAUGUACAAAAAUCCAAGCUAGAAAAAUGCUUAAAUAAAGGCAAACAAAAACUUGGUCCAACAAUUAUAUUGUUGGUCUUCAAACUGAAGGUCUCAGGUUCGUAUAUAUUUGAUAAUACAUAAUAGUAAAAAUAAGUCUAUAUCACUCUUAAAAAAAUAAAAAAUAUUAUCGAGUUUUCUCAUUAAUGAUAUUAAAGAAUAUUACUUCCAAUUCUGAUAACUAUUUAUGAAAUUUUAGUAAAAACUAUUUGUGAAAUAAGAAGUAAAAAAAUCUCGGCCAAAGGCGGGGUAACAAACUAGUAUGCCUAAAUAGAAAAGGCGGGAGAAACGGGGAGGCAAAUGGAUCAUCGUCGUUGUUAAUUAUUUCCAUAAUUCUAUAUUUUUUCUGGUUCGACAGAAUUUUGGUUGCAACAAGAAAGGUCCAAAAAAGAAAUAAUGGGUCAUCGACGUCGUUGUUGCAGAUCUUCUUCUUCUCCAUUAUCGUCAUCAUCUCUGGCUUCAUCCCCUAUAAAUUUAUGUCGCUUUUACAAACCAUCUGAAACCGUAUUAUCCUGAUUUUGGAGGUACCUGACGAAGGUACAUCCACAUUCCUCCUUCACCUCCACGCUUCCCUUGACCACCAUUUUUAAUUAAAUUGAUUGGAUCUGGAUUCCCUCCAUUUCCAUUCUUGCUCUUGAUCUCCUCCUCAGUUUUCCACCGCCAUCGUUAGGGUUCGGUACUGGUUGUGGCGUGUUGGGAGAUUUCUACCAUACCCAUUCACGGUAUUGACUCUACUUGUUGUUGGGUCGCCCUUAAGCAGAUGGAAUUUUCCCCGUUUUGAAUUUUUGAUCGGCAAAGGGAUUCUUUUUGUUGUUUGUGUAGAAACUUAGCCCAGAUGCCUUCCUUUAUAUUCUUCCACCGAGCAAGGAGAACUUUCUCAAACGAUGAGUUGGGGUUAGAAAUCUUGGAAAUCGCAAUUCCAGCUGCACUUGCUUUGGCAGCAGAUCCCAUUGCGUCUCUAGUCGACACUGCUUUCAUUGGCCAUUUAGGUCCUGUUGAGCUAGCAGCGGUUGGAAUUGCGAUAGCAGUGUUCAAUCAAGUGUCGAAGAUUGCAAUAUUUCCAAUCGUUAGCGUCACAACUUCUCUGGUUGCCGAGGAAGAUGCCAUUGGACCAUUGAGUUCCGAAGAACAGGAGAGUGUAGAACUACUAGAUGCCUCACCUACUUUUAACAAAGAAACAGAUGACUUGUUACCCAAAAAUGGUGAAUCACAGCAAAAUACACCAUCUUCAAACGCUUACUGGAAAAAAGAAGGGUUUCAAAAAAGAAACAUCCCAUCUGCUACGUCAGCGAUGGUUGUUAGUUGUGUACUUGGUUUGGUCCAAACUAUGUGCCUCAUUUUCUUUGCUGAACCUGUGCUCAAGCGCAUGGGUGUGCAUAAGGAUUCUCCUAUGCUAAUGCCUGCACAAAGAUACUUAGUCUUGAGGUCACUCGGUGCUCCUGCAGUUCUUUUAACUUUGGCUAUGCAAGGGGUUUUCCGGGGAAUCAAGGACACAAGAACACCUCUCUUCGCUACAGUUGUGGGAGAUGUCACAAACAUUAUCCUAGACCCCAUAUUCAUCUUUGUAUUCCGAUGGAAUGUCAGUGGUGCUGCCAUUGCACAUGUUAUUUCUCAGUACGUGAUGUCGCUACUCCUUCUGUGGAAAUUAGUUCAACAAGUUGAUAUAUUGCCUCCAACAAUCAGCGAUCUGCAACUCGGUCGCUUUCUCAAAAGUGGAUUCUUGUUGCUGAUGAGAGUGAUAGCAUCAACCAUUGUUGUCACCCUAGCAGCUUCUUUGGCCACUGCCAAUGGACCAACUGCAAUGGCAGCAUUUCAGGUUUGCUUGCAGAUUUGGUUGGCGACCUCCUUGCUUGCUGAUGGACUCGCUGUGGCUGGGCAGGCAAUCAUUGCAAGUGCUUUUGCAAAAGAAGACUUUGACAAGACAGUGGACACUUCUGCUCGUGUGUUACAACAUGGUGUUGUUCUAGGGGUAGCACUCGCCAUCAUCCUCUAUCCUGGGUUGUAUUUUGGUGGAAUAUUAUUUACCAAAGACGAGAAUGUCUUGCAACUUAUUAGACUCUGUGUCCCGUUUGUUGCCCUAUCUCAACCAUUCAACGUCUUAGCAUUUGUCUUCGAUGGAGUGAACUUUGGAGCAUCUGAUUUUGCAUUUUCUGCAUACUCAAUGAUCUUCGUGUCAUUCAUAAGCAUCUUUUGCCUCUUUACACUGUCUGCGAGCCUAGGAUUUAUCGGCAUCUGGGUUGCUUUGACCACAUUCAUGACUUUGCGUACGUUGGCCGGCUAUUUGAGGAUAGGAGCUGGUGUUGGACCUUGGAGGUUUCUGAGGACGAAUGCAUUUACAUGAAGAGCAAAUUUCUCCAGUUUCAUCAUUAUCUUCAUGAUCUGGGGUUAAAAACACAAAGUACUAAAGACAAAACGGACCCGCUCAAUGGAAUUCGAUUACUGUACAUAUUGCAGAAGAUAGUAGGUACAGGAAGUUAACUAAGAAUUCUUUUUGUUCAGUUUUGGCACUAUAUGUUCAAUUAUUUUUACUGUUUUCCGGCACGUUUUGUGCUCUAUAGGAGGAUGGGGAUAUGGUGAACUUUAACUGUAAAGAUACUCAAUUGUUUGCUUGACUAAGCAAACAUCUGUAAUUUCUUUGUUAACUAAUUGAACUAAGUUGAAUGGGUCCUAUUUAUUGAAUGACUCUUUCCUUCUUCAAAUUGCUUGACUUGUUCAAAUAUUUCUGAAAUCUCCACUAAGCCUCUCUUGUCGUGAAAGAUCUCAAUUUCGAAUCCCUUGCAUAAAGUAUUUGUUCAAGU
Linum trigynum is the source of this 3824-nucleotide messenger RNA. NCBI's taxonomy places the organism in Eukaryota, Viridiplantae, Streptophyta, Magnoliopsida, Malpighiales, Linaceae. The record is from the annotation of a GenBank genome assembly.